GACUUUGUCACCAGCCGGAGUCACACGCAGUCAGAGAUAAAUAUAGGAGCGCAAUUCACACAGGCACACACAUGCUCAGACACGCAAGGACGAGAUAGAUUUGUAUCACUCUCUUCUACUCUCUCUCCACUCCGUCUCUUCAGCGAUUCCCAGUAAUGUACUUUGUGCAAUCUCAGAGGUCACAGAUCAGAGGUCAGGUCACCAUGGUAACAAUGAGCUGGAUGCUGCUGUUGUGUGUGCUGGCAGAGGGGUAUAGGUCAGAGGUCGGAGUUCAGGAGGGGUGCGGCCAUUGGAUGGGAGGUGUUCCUGGGACUCCUGGUCUGGACGGGCAGGAUGGGAGAGAUGGUAGAGAGGGACGCCAGGGAGAGACAGGAGACACUGGACUUCCAGGUGUGCGAGGUGAGAGGGGAGAGGUGGGGGAAGUUGGGGGGGACGGAUUCCAGGGACGACGGGGUUUCCCGGGGGCCCCAGGGCUGCAGGGGCAGAGGGGCGAGAGUUCCUUCCUGUAUCGCUCUGCGUUCAGCGUGGGACUAACCACACCCACUACCACGACAGACACACCCCUUCACUUCACCAAGAUCUUCUACAACGAACAGCAUCACUAUGAUGACAUCUCAGGGAAGUUCCGGUGUUUUAUCCCCGGAGUGUACUACUUCACCUUCCACCUCACUGUACAGGGUCAGGGGUGUAAGGUGGGGCUGUACCGUAACGGCCGUGUCAUGUCGCUGACUCUGGACCAGUUCCUGACCUCUGACCUGGACCAGUCCUCUGGAGGGGCAGUCCUAAACCUCUCAUCUGGAGACCAGGUGUAUGGUGCAGAACAGGAAGAAGUUGGAAUUUACGCCGACAUCAACAACGACUCCACCUUUACUGGCUUUCUGAUUCAGCCGCGCCUACCUAGCAGCCCAUUGGACAACCGCCGACGCUGACUUCCUGCUUUAGCUGUGCCUACCAGGCAGCUGAUUGGACAAUCUGCUCCACCAUACCUACUUACAGCAGCAGCUGCUUAUUUUCCAUCACAUCCCUUUUCCCCCCACCUCUCUCCUUAUCCCCCACCUCUACCUAUCCCCCACCUCUCUCCUAUCCCCCACCUCUCUCCUUAACCCCCACCUCUACCUAUCCCCCACAACUCUCCCUAUCCCCCACCUCUCUCCUAUCCCCCACCUCUCUCCUAUCCCCCACCUCUCUCCUAUCCCCCAUCUCUCUCCUAUCCCCCACCUCUACCUAUCCCCCACCUCUCUCCUAUCCCCCACCUCUCUCCUUAACCCCCACCUCUACCUAUCCCACACCUCUCUCCCUAUCCCCCACCUCUCUCCUAUCCCCCACAUCUCUCCUAUCCCCCACCUCUCUCCUUAACCCCCACCUCUACCUAUCCCCCACCUCUCUCCUAUCCCCCACCUCUCUCCUUAACCCCCACCUCUACCUAUCCCCCACCUCUCUCCCUAUCCCCCACCUCUCUCCUUAUUCCCCACCUCUACCUAUCCCCCACCUCUCUCCCUAUCCC
This is a messenger RNA of Oncorhynchus keta (chum salmon), 1504 nucleotides long. RefSeq names its product adiponectin, C1Q and collagen domain containing, a (gene adipoqa). Gene Ontology annotation, molecular function: protein binding. The coding region runs from base 156 to 929 and encodes 257 amino acids. The record is from RefSeq and is a predicted model, not a curated record. Lineage: Eukaryota; Metazoa; Chordata; Actinopteri; Salmoniformes; Salmonidae. The transcript has 5 exons.